Molecule: messenger RNA, 2058 nt
Organism: Poecilia reticulata (guppy)
Lineage: Eukaryota; Metazoa; Chordata; Actinopteri; Cyprinodontiformes; Poeciliidae
Product: zinc finger protein 423-like
Source: RefSeq, a predicted model, not a curated record
CAGAGGCUACCUCCAGCCUGCAGAGGGGGGAAAGAGCAGAGCGAGAAGCCCACCGCGGGGCUCCUCUCUGGAUCUUAUUUUCACAUCGUGGGGCAUAGUAUUGGGGCCUGGGCAACUGCAGGCAGCCCAACAGUCGCGCAGAAAAUGUCUUUCUGCUUAACCAUUUCUACCAGAAGGGGGACCAGUCCGUCUGCCGUAGACGGAGAGUGGCCGACGGCGAGCAUGAAGGCAGAGGAGACGCCAGGGCAGGCUGACAAUGAUUUCCUCAGUGAUUACGUACAGAGCGAGUCCCUGCGGGGUAGGGGCCCCCUCUGGAGCCAUCCUGAUGGCUUUGGGGGCCUUGCUUCCAUUUUCCAUUAUUAUGUGGACUACCGGAGCGACAGCGCAGUCCAAGACCUUGCAGUAGAAGACAAUGUGACAGAGGACCAGCACAGUCCUGGGCAGACUGCCAUUCCAAGCGAUCCAGAGUGCGCCCUCGAGAGGGUGGCAGAGGAUGGUGAGGCCGGGCAUCUGAGGAAGAGGCUGCUCUCUCCAGAGGAAGGAGAGGAGGGAGAAGAGGAGGACGAGGAGCCUGCUCUGCACAGCUGCGACAGCUGCCGGCAGGUGUUCGAGUCGCUGAGCGAUCUCACCGAACACAAGAUUAAUCAAUGCCAGCUGACAGGUAAACAACGUUCAGCCCACCGAGCCUCCCCUCCACUCUGCCACUCAGCUCUUCUCCCACUCCCACUCUCGCUCUGUGCCUUCAAUAGAGAAUAUGCCACGCUACGUGUGUUAGUACACUGCACUAAGGGGAGCACAACACCAGAUUUCUAGUUUUUCUGGUAAAUAUCUACCAACAAAGGCCUUGGCACAUGUGCCGUGUUAUUUAUAUGCACCUUACAUGCUGGAAUAUGGCACACAAAUAUGGCCUAUGUGAAUCAUUGUAAUAUUAUUUACAGUCUGGGCCAUAGCCUUCCUUGUUUCACCAUAAAUCCUUAUAUGUUUGUAAUCUGGAGCUGCGUGGUCCAGCUCCUCAGCUGGAAACAGUACAUCGCUGUAAGAAAGUCCCCCAGUCAGCCCCACUGUUAGUAAACUGCAGUAGUGAUACCUUGUGGGACUGAAGAAGAAGGAUGCCAUUGGCAGACUCUGUCAUUGACCUGUUGAUGGAUGAAUAGGACUAUAAAUACACUGACAAGGUGGCAGACAGAACUAAUGAUGUGAACUGAAGGUUUCCAUGUGCUUCUCCUGGAUUUGCUGUCCUCCUUUACACAUCCUGAUGAGCCUAAAUUGAGAGAUGCCAUCUGAAGCACGCUCAAAAACACAACACGAGGCAGGACACCAAUAUUUGAACUUUUAUUUGUCGUUUAAUGAAAACUUAAGGGUUACUCAUGAGAAUCUYUGCUUAGUCUGUGUUCUGUUUACAUUCAUGCGCAGUUUGGUUUCACAUUUUGCAGCCCACAGUCAGCCAACCACAAAUUAUAGGUUAGAUAUCCCAAGAGCAUUACAAAGAUUUUCCAUCAUCUUCAAAACACUCUCAAGUCUGGUGUUUGAGUGUUUUUUUUUUCCUUCAUAGUUUGUAUGAAAUUGACAGUGUUGUUUCUUCAAGCAGAAAUGCAUUGCAUGCUCAUUGCAUGUGAAGCGGCUUGCUUACAUAUAUCUGUGGGCCUGCCGCUGGUGUGAAAAAAGUACCAAAAAAGUGUAAAAUUAAAGAAAAACUGUUCCCUUUUUUUGUUGUUUUUUUUCUGUUUUUUUGUUUUUGUUUUUCCUGCUGAGUCGCUGGCAUUAAACCCAACAGUUUGUGUUUGAAAAAAAUUGUAAUGGGUGACAUCCUCUCAGCUAUUUAUGUUCCAGAAUAUGAGCCUGUCUGACCUUGAGAUCUUUUUUUUUCCCCAUCAACAAACAACCACAAACUUCAAUGUAUUUUAUUGGCAUAUUAUGUGAUACACCAGCACAAAAUAAGAGAUAAUUGUCAAGUGGAAUAAAAGGGAUACAUGUAUUUUUUAAAGAGGAAGUAUUUUCCACGAAGAGUGCAAUUUUAUAGAACAGUCAAGUAACUAUGUUUCUUUCAGUUGUUAUAUG